Dunckerocampus dactyliophorus (ringed pipefish) is the source of this 5694-nucleotide messenger RNA. It is a transcript of the gene veph1, whose product is annotated as ventricular zone expressed PH domain-containing 1. Gene Ontology annotation, cellular component: plasma membrane. The transcript has 16 exons. Bases 480 to 2951 code for a protein of 823 amino acids. The record is from RefSeq and is a predicted model, not a curated record. Gene Ontology annotation, biological process: regulation of signal transduction. Lineage: Eukaryota; Metazoa; Chordata; Actinopteri; Syngnathiformes; Syngnathidae. Gene Ontology annotation, molecular function: phosphatidylinositol-5-phosphate binding.
CUUUCGGUGGGGGAACUUGAAAGAAGCUCGCCGGGAAUAAAAAUGUGUUGCUAUGUGUCGCUUUGUAUCAAGCCCUGGAGCCACUAAUCUCCACACAGCUACCCAUUCACAUCGACGGGCUGCGUGUCGUCUUUCGUCUUCCACACGGAGCAGGACUCUGUUGUGGCACCACUACCUUCUCUGGAAUAUGCUCCGUCUCCAUGGUAACAGGCCCCAGGCAGACCCAGAAAAACAUUGGGCCAAGUUGAUCCUCAUACCUGAUCCUGGACACCAGGGAUGAAGAUUUGAAUUCAAACACAUUAUUGCGCCUGAAAUACCGGAUUGACGAUAAAACCACAACAGUGACUCAGAUGAUAGUUUUUAGGGUACUUUGUGUGUCCUCUUGGGAUCAUGGUGGUCCCUUAACAUCAAAAGAAGAUUCUAAAUUUGGCCAUAACAGGCCCAAACGGGUCUGAAAGGAAUUGUCACCAAGGACAAGGAUGCACCAGCUUUUUAGUCAGGUGCUGGGCCAGAGGGAUUUGUCAAGAGCGGGAGACCUGUUUUCUCUGGAGGAUGCAGAGAUCGAAGACUGCCUGUCUCACGCUCUGGAUCAGAUCAAGUCUAUCUCCUGCUCACCGGAUUAUUUGACCAAUGAUAAUGACCAGGCUGUGGUCGAGAUUUGCAUAACACGCAUCACCACGGCCAUCAGGGAGACAGGCUCUAUCGAGCGGCACAGCACAGCCCUGGUGGGGCUGUGGGAGUCGUGUUUGGAAUAUAACCUCACGCCUCAAGGUGACAACACCGAGGACACGCCGCACACCAAGAUAGCCUCCGACAUUACCAGCUGCAUCUUGCAGAACUACAGUUGUCCAUCGGUUAUGGUGCUGGCUGUUCCGGUGGCGGUGCGCUUUCUGCAUCGAGGCAACCGAGAACUGAGCAGGAACAUGUCCAGCUAUCUCUCACUGGCUGCUAUAGCCGAGAUCGAUCUGCUGGCUGACCAUACUGAGGCCAUAACACUCAGUGUACUUGCAGGGAACCCCAUGCUGCUCCGUGUGCUUCCCUCAGUCUACCCCAGACAACCUGAUAUCAUCCACUGUCACCUUGGCAAACUCACUGCUAUGAUGUCACAGCUGGACUCUGCGGAACAACAGCACCUGAUCAGACUGCUUCAAAUGGUGGCUGAGCAGCAUCCGUUGAUGUUGAGCCCCCAGGUACCUGCGCUGGUCGGUUACCUCGGCAACCAGUCUCUGAUUGAGGCCAUAUUAGGCACUCUGGUGGACGUGUCUCAAGCCAGCCCCUCCUCGCUGGUCAGCUCUCUGCCAAAGCUCAGGACUGUGGGACAACAAUGGCCUGCUCUCUUGGGUCACGUCGCCAAAAUCCAUGGUGCAGUGGGCAUCAUCAGUGAGACGCAUGCACAUGCAUCUUUGGUCUAUCUGGUGUCCCUUCUGGGCAACAUGGAGCACACGUUUCACCACACACUGCUGCUGGAGAUCCGAGGUCUGACAGACCGUUAUCCUUCUGUGCUGGGAGUCUACGGGAAAGACCUGUACCGGCUCAGCAACUCGUUCACCGCCAUUGCCAAACUGCUGGGGAGGCGCCUUGAGGAGAGCGCCACCACACGCUGCAGUGAAAAUGGAGUGGAGCCAUCGCCGUCAUCGAGUGCGCCCCUACAAGGGGGAAGUAAGCGAGGGGGGUCCAAACAGCGGCAACAGGUUAAGGCUGGAGGUGAGAUGCAGGUACAGGAGGACUCUCCGGCCCCCCAGCGGAGAUACAGCCUGAGCCAUGCAGUGAGGGAGGAGCAACGAGAGGUGAGAUUCAACAGGUCAAAGAGCUUGGCUCUUCACGCCGUGCGCUCGCGAUCCAUCAACUCAGACGGCGGGGAGGACGCAGAGGGAGUGGAGCUCAGUCCAGACAACAUCACCUUCACGAGUACUUUGCCCUGCCAGCAGAGCUCAGUAGAACAUCAGGAAGUGACACUUCCCGCCAAGAAACUGACAGACAAUGUACCCGCAUCCGCCACCAUGCCAGACAGAGGGGUCAAGGAGUCUGAGAGAGGUCAAAGUGCACAGAAGAACAAAGAGGAGGAAGAGGUUGGGGUAGCUGACAGACUCUUUGUCCAUUUAAGAAACAAUAUGGAGAUGAUCCGAGAGUUCUGUAAGGACAUGGUGCAACACAUCCCCAUACCAGAGCAGUGUGUCAUAGAAGAAUCAAACCGAGGCUGUGUGGCCAAGCUGUCGUUCUCUUGUCCCUUGAAGGGCCACUACUGCCUGUAUGCCAAAUCCAGUUUUAACCUGAGCAGCCGCCAGCCACAUCUUUGGAUACAAAUCAUGCUGCUCCAUCUACAGAGUAAGUCCAACGUUCCACUGUGCUCUGGAGAUGAAUGUGUCCAAAGACUGGCUUCUCUUUGGGGGAAGACUCAGCUCAAAGGAGCUCACAGCUUCCACAUGGCAAUGACGCAACAUGCCACCCCACACAGAAAGGACUUGGACAGUCUACAGAUGCAGCUGGAGGAGGUUCGCUUCUUUGACCUCUUUGGCUACAGUGAAGAAGAGGGAGGGUGGCUAUGCUUCAUGUGCAACAACCCAGAGAAGGCCACAGGUGUGAACCAGGAGGGUCAGCCUCUCAUUGAAGGCAAGCUGAAGGAGAAGCAGGUCCGCUGGAGGUUCAUCAAGCGGUGGAAGACUCGCUACUUCACUUUGGCAGGAAACCAGCUGCUCUUUUGGCGAGGCAAAUCGAAGGAUGAGCUGGACGACAUUCCCAUUGAGCUGAGCAAAGUGCAAAGUGUCAAGGUGGUGGCCAAGAAGCGGCGGGACCGAGGCCUCCCUCGAGCGUUCGAGAUCUUCACGGACAGUAAAACGUACGUGCUGAAAGCCCAGGAUGAGAAGCACGCCGAGGAGUGGCUGCAGUGUAUCAACGUGGCCGUGGCUCAGGCCAGGGAGCGGGAGAACAGAGAGGCCACAACUUACCUGUGACUGCCACACCUCACCUGUGCUGGAUGUUCAAUGGACAACAAACACCGGUGCAUUUUACUGAUGGCAUUUUGAGGAUAGCGAGCAUGUUUGGGAUGUUCUGGAUCGGCGUAUGCAGGUUUUCGGACCAAUACAAUUCAACUUGCACAUUUUGUUGUGGCAUUUUAUUGUGGCCACCCUACGGCACAGCUGCGCAAUAAUCAUGCUAAUCAUGCUAGCACAGAUGUAGACAGACUUGUGAACAAUAUUUGAGAGAGAUAGGCCUGUUGUGUACAUACUUCAGCUCAUUAAAAAUGGGAGCAAAAACACAAGUGUUGCAUUUAUAUUUUUGUUGCGUAUAUGUGUACUAUAUUGGGUAAUACGAGUAUAAAGGUGUUAGUUAGGCGUGUUAGUUCAUGUCUAGAUUAUUCUAAUAAUGUUAAAAACCUUAUUUAGAAGGUCGCAAAGGUUUUCUAUGGUCUAAAUAUGAAAAUAUUUGAUUUACUUGGCGGAAAUUCGCUUAUCACAGUCUGGAACGAAUUAACCAUGAUGAACGAGGGAUUACUGUGUAUAUAUUGCUUCACUAGCAGGCCCGUAAUUGUAUACUGGGAUAGAAAUGACGACUAAAAGAAAACCUAAUAACCAACCAAUCAACCAAUAACUUGAAGAAACACUAAUAUGUGCGAGGGGUAGGAUUAGUGCAACACAUUGGUGAAUAGCAUAUUAUUUCCUCAGUGUUGCACAGUUAUUAGUUAUUAAGGCAAAUGUGUAAAAAUGUCAAAAAGAAAAUCCUGGAUCUGCACCUUUUGUUUCUUUCUCCCAUCCGCUACAUGCUUGUGUGGAUGUCAAAUAAAUUGCUUUUGAAUAUUCUUGCCGUGAUAAAAGCACAACACUAUUUAUUAGGGUGUCACGAGACAAGACGAGACAAGAUUUUAGCAUUAAUUUUAGGAAAAGUACAAUGAAAAACAUGUAUGACAACAUAUUGCAUUCUACCAAUCUACUAAUUUAAUUUCUACUACAUUACAUUACUCUUUUGCACCGUGUGUGUAUGAUACCGGCCCCGCCUCCGCCCUCCGAGACGAAGAGACUGUAUGACCAAGAAGAAAGGGUCUCACUCCGUUCCUGUUAUUGUUCUACAGAACAAAUGCCGAAAUCAAUGUACAGAGUGAACUCUCGUCCUGCUUGUUUGGAGGCGAGAGACGAAAUAGGCCGAGGCUGGCAACAUUAUUCAUUAUUGUGUGUGUGAUGAAAUCAUUUAUUUCCUAUCGUCCCAGGCCAAGUGCCCACCUUGUCAUGUUUUAAUCUCGCGAGAUCUCGUGACACCCCUUAGCAUUUAUAUUCCACCAUCUGUCGCGUGUGCUUUAUAAUGCAAUGCACUGUUUAACAUCAUUGCUGGCCUAAAAUUCUAUAUUUCACAAUAGAAAAUGAGCUCUGUUUCAUUUCAGCAAUAAAGAAUUUGAAGCAAUAAAGAUGAAAAAAGAGGAUGAAUGAUCUCUAAACGUAACUAUGUAGAGUAUACGUGUGCCCUGGAAAGCAGGAAAGCAGCUUAUCACAUUUCCCCAAAUGUCAAAAUAUUCCUUCAUAAUGAAUGUAUGAAUAUUGACUUUUGUUAUUCUUUGUAUUUGUUUCAAAGUGAUCAUCUCACAUUACGUCCACCAAAACAUCACAGUCUAUUUUGGAAAUACCCAUGAGGGUCAGUGAAGUGGUCAGGUUUCUUUUCUUUUUCAAUCACUGUCUAGGAACUGUUUUUUUGUUGGGUUUUUUUUUGUGGGGGUCCCACAGCAUUUCAGUGGAGUUGAUACAGUUUGCACUUAUUUCUAAGAAAACAGUGCAGUCAAUGAGCCGUUUCUCCUUCUUGUUGAUUUAAGACAACUGAUUGUGUCAUGAUCUCUGUGGAUUUUCACAUCCAUUAAAAAAAAGUGUGAGGUUCACAUUUCAGAAGUGUGGUGGUUUAUGGAUGUCACAAAGCAGCUUCUUGGCUCUUAGUCAGCUCUUGCCACCACAAAUGGAAAGCAAACAUUGCCAUGUGUCGCGUGUUUUGGUGUCUGUCUCUCUCUAUGUGUUUUAUUUCUACUGAACUAUAGACCUGGAAAUGCUGUAAUUCUGGCCAUGGGUGGGGUGUUAAUUGGAAGCCGGUGAUAAUUGGUUAAUAACUGGUUCAUAUCGAAGGUGUUUGAUUGGCUUCUUCGACACCAAACUCCUCCAAUGGACCUUUCCCAAACUUUUCCCGCCAAGGUUAAAGCAUCCAAUUGUCCUAAAGGACUACAGAUGAUGAUUGAAGGGUCUUGUCAAACCCAAAUGAUAGCUUAAGAGGUGUGUCGCAAGACUUUCGUCCAUGUUGUGUUUGUCUGGCGAGAUUGAGCAUGUUGUCACGUAUAAAUAAUGUACCAUAAGAGCAUUCCUACAUAACAUGAGCAGCUUUGCAUGCUUCAAGUGUGUCCAGUGAAGAGUUUUUAAACGAGAGCAAUACUUUUCUUGUCAAACAUGAACUAAAUUGACAUUGGUUAAAACGAAAUACUUUACACAGCAUGCUACAUUAGAUUAUUAGAUACAAACUAAAUAAACGUGAACUGAACUGUUUGUUCUUACUUUAUAUAACUAUUUAUUUUUCACAUGCUGAACGACAUGGACGUUGUCAUUUUGUUGAUUUUAUACUACUGUUAAUGACUAUUCUAAAUGAAUGUUAUUGCAGAUAAUUCACAUUGUACAUGUAUGUGCUGCAUGUCUAACAGGUUUGUUUGUUUUUGGGUCAAUAAAUGUUGUGUAA